UUUACAUGCUGCUGUCCUUGAAAUGAGGUUAAUUGUUGGUUCACUCCAAGAUUGACUUUACUUAUGUUUUCAUGUUUAACAAUACAUCUUUCUUAGUUUGUACAAAUAUUUAGUAACAAAAUGCGACCUGUGCAGAGUUAUAGCGCAAUAAUGGAAUUCUUGUGGUUCUUCUUUGGGAAAACGUUUCUGCCAGUCCUAGUGCCAAUUUUGGUCUAUCAGUUGUACAAGGGAAGGAAGAUCCCCAGGAAAAAACUCUGUGGGAAGGUUGUUUUGAUAACUGGGGCCAGCUCAGGGCUUGGAGAGGCGAUAGCACAGUUGUUUUAUCUUGCAGGCUGCAAAGUUAUUCUAGCAUCUAGGAGAGUCAAAGAGCUAGAAAAAGUCAAGUCCAAGUUGAUGUCACUCAAACCGGAUGCGGUGUACAUUCCCAAAAUCCUCCAACUUGACCUGCUCGACGUCGAUUCACUUUCGAUGAAAGCUUCUGAGGCAGAGUCUAUGUUUGGACAAGUCGAUAUUUUGGUGAACAACGGUGGGGUAUCAUUUCGAGGUGAUAUUCUAAACACUUCUAUGGAUGUGCACAUAAACGUAAUGACUGUCAAUUAUUUUGGACCACUCGCUUUGACAAAAGCUUUACUUCCUGGGAUGAUAAAGAGAGGAGAAGGACACAUCAUUGGUAUAAGCAGUGUUCAGGGUCAAAUAGCAAUUCCUCACAGAUCUGCAUAUGCUUCUUCCAAGCAUGCGUUUCAAGCGUUCUUAGACUGCCUGAGAUCAGAAGUCGCCCAUAAAAACAUACUCGUGACAGUCGUGAGCCCAGGUUAUAUAAACACAAGCCUUUCUAAAAACGCUCUCACAGAAUCUGGUUCAACAUAUGGAGUCACCGAUCCUACAACAGCGAGUGGCUAUGAACCUAAGUACGUUGCAGAAAAAGUCCUGUUGGCAGUCUCUCAAGAAAAUCCUGAAAUUAUAGUUUCAACAUUGGGACCGAAAAUUGCGAUCAUCCUCCGAGUCCUCUGCCCUAAGUUGUAUUUUCAUAUAAUGAAGAAUCGAGCAAAGAAAUAUCAGUUCACAUAUUAAUACUUAUGUGACUGAAACAUUGCUUCCUAUGAAGGAUGAUUGUAUUAGAUUAAAUUAUAAUUUAUUUUUUAA
Messenger RNA from Cimex lectularius (bed bug), 1143 nucleotides. RefSeq names its product dehydrogenase/reductase SDR family protein 7-like. NCBI's taxonomy places the organism in Eukaryota, Metazoa, Arthropoda, Insecta, Hemiptera, Cimicidae. The record is from RefSeq and is a predicted model, not a curated record. Bases 121 to 1071 code for a protein of 316 amino acids. The transcript is spliced from 6 exons. Gene Ontology annotation, cellular component: membrane.